Penaeus vannamei (Pacific white shrimp) is the source of this 873-nucleotide messenger RNA. Lineage: Eukaryota; Metazoa; Arthropoda; Malacostraca; Decapoda; Penaeidae. The record is from RefSeq and is a predicted model, not a curated record.
AUGCCAGGGAGGCAGAGUGGCGUGGCCAAGGAGGCGCAAGGAGGCAGAGUGAAUCUGGCCAAGGAGGCAAAGGAGGCAGAGUGGGCGUGGCCAAGGAGGCGCAGGGAGGCAGAGUGGGCGUGGCCAAGGAGGCGCAGGAGGGAGAGUGGGCAAGGAGGCGCAGGAGGCAAGUGGGCGUGGCCAAGGAGGCGCAUGGGAAGGAGGCAGGGAGGCAGAGUGGGCGUGGCCAAGGAGGCGCAAGGAGGCAGAGUGGGCGUGGCCAAGAAGGCGCAGGGAGCAGAGUGGGCGUGGCCAAGGAGGCGCAGGGAGGUGCAGAGUGGCGUGGCGGGAGGGCAGGAGGCAAGUGGCUGGCCAAGGAGGCGCAGGGAGCAGAGUGGGCGUGGCCAAGGAGGGCAGGGAGCAGAGUGGGCGUGGCAAGGAGGCGCAAGGGAGGCAGAGUGGCGUGGCCAAGGAGCGCAGAGGGGCGUGGCCAAGGAGGCGCAGAGGCAGGCGUGGCAAGAGGCAGAGUGGGCGUGGCCAAGGAGGCGCAGGGAGGCAGAGUGGGUGGCCAAGGAGGCGCAGGGAGGCAGAGUGGGCGUGGCCAAGGGAGGCGCAAGGAGGCAGAGUGGGCGUGGCCAAGGAGGCGCAGGGAGGCAGAGUGGGCGUGGCCAAGGAGGCGCAGGAGGAGGCAAGGAGGCGCAAGGAGGCAGAGUGGGCGUGGCCAAGGAGGCGCAGGAGGGCAGAGGAGGCGCCAGCGUGGCCAAGGGAGCGCGCAGGGAGGCAGAGUGGGCGUGGCCAAGGAGGCGCAAGGAGGGCAGAGUGGGCGUGGCCAAGGAGGCAGGGAGGCAGAGAAGGAGGCGCAAGGCAAAGGAAGAUAAGGAGGAGGAACUUUGA